AUGCACCAGCCAUGCACCAGCCAUGCACCAGCCAUGCACCGCUACGUCACCGCCGGCUGUUGUGCACAGAUGGCAUCCGACUGUCAUGAGCUGUUCUUGAGAGGAGAGACCACCAGUGGGAUCUAUACCAUCCAGCCAAUCAAUGCAGAGCCCUUUAAAGUCUUCUGUGAGAUGAAAACCGAUGGCGGAUGGACAGUGAUCCAAAAGCGCCAAGAUGGCUCAGUUGACUUUGACCAGCAGUGGCAGGCCUACGAGAAGGGCUUUGGCAGCCUGAAUGGAGAGUUCUGGUUGGGGCUAGAAAAGAUCCACUCCAUUUCUAAGGAUGGCAACUACAUCCUCAACAUCAAGCUCUCUGACUGGAGUGGAGAUUCAGAAGAUGUGCGCCUCCCCUUUCAUCUUGGCGGAGAGGAAACCAAGUACUCACUCAAGAUUGAGAAGGCCGAAGCUUUCAGCCCCUUGGAGACUUCCCUGGGGACUGACGCGACCUCCGGCCUGCCUUUUUCCACCAGCGACCAAGACAACGACCUGAAAAACGACAUCAACUGCGCCAAGCACCUUUCUGGUGGCUGGUGGUUCAGUAACUGCGGUCGCUCCAACCUGAACGGCAGAUACUUCCAGAGUCCCCCUCCCAAGCAGCGACACCAGAGGAAGCAGAGCAUCUUCUGGAAGACCUGGAGGGGCCGCUACUACCCUCUGAAGUCCAGCAGUAUGAUGAUCGCCCCCGCUGCGAUCACCAAUAAGUCAUAAAAAUAUAAAGAGACAGAUUAAAGUUGCGUUAAAAAGAAGGGGGCAGAAAGAAGUAGAUGUUGUACUAUUCUUUCUUUUCUUGAUGCUUGGUUGAUGAGGUAGACACAUCAUUUCCCCUGGUUGUCUCCCUGCAAGGGAGACCUUACACCAAAGUCAAGGCCCUCAAAAAAAGAAGCAAAAAUAACUCACAUUACAUGAGUUCCAGGUUUCCCCUGCUCUGUUCUCUGAGAGAAGAAAAGAUUCCUCCCCUGCACCCAGAGCCACAGAUGGAAAAGAGACUCAAUGUGCAGUGGAAAGUUUUUCAUAUGUUGAACCAUUGCAGAGGAUUCCUUCUAUUUGGCACAAAGCAGGGGCCCCAAGACAAGAGAACAUUGCAGGGCGAGUCCCGGCACGUCCACUGUGCUGUGAGCCACUGAUGAUUUGCAACAAGUAGAGACGCAUCACCAGACAUGUGGUGUUAACUAUAUAUGUGGGCUGUUGUUGAGAUUGAAUGUGGUUUUGUAGCAGGUAAACAGCACUGCCAGCUCAAAAACAGAUUUGUAAAGAAUGCAUGUAGGGGUGAAAUGGAGGCCGAUUAAGUAGGAGUUUUAGGCCCAAUGGUGCGGACCAAAUAAUGACCUAAUUUAAACAAAGACUUGUUUUUUGCAUCAGCAUGAUGAAAUUUGUUUUCAAAAGCAUUAUGUAAAGUUAUAAAUCACUGUAAACUAGUAUAAUGAGCAGAAACUGUGUUAAGACUGAUGUUCAUGGUGCACUCAAAACCAUUCCCACCUUUUGGACGACAUAUUUUCCGUUUGCAAUUGUGGAAAAAAAUCAAGCAUAUUCUUUACUGCCUUUUUUCCCUGGUGAUUUUGACGAUGUUAGGUCAUAUUGACCUAUUUAAAUAAGAGAGGCAUGGUUUUGUACAUAGUGUAUGAAGGAAUGUCUUCUGUCUUUCAGAAUAUAACUGUUACUGAUUUGUUGUGACAUUAUCUGUUGUAUUCAUGACUUCAGUGUUUGUUCUUUUAGAUGUUCCCUUUCCUUAUUUAAAUGCAAAAGAAUCCAUAUAUAUAUAAAUAUAUAUUUCUGGUGCUGUCUGUCUGUAAUUUAUAUUGUCCUUGUCGUGUUUACCAGAUGUACAGUUGUUUUUUAAGAGGCCUAACCAUUUUGGGGCCAUUAUGAGCUAAUAAAAUAUCUCUAAACUAUUA
Messenger RNA from Notothenia coriiceps (black rockcod), 1931 nucleotides. Its product is annotated as angiopoietin-related protein 4. The record is from RefSeq and is a predicted model, not a curated record. The coding region runs from base 1 to 747 and encodes 248 amino acids. The transcript is spliced from 5 exons. NCBI's taxonomy places the organism in Eukaryota, Metazoa, Chordata, Actinopteri, Perciformes, Nototheniidae. Gene Ontology annotation, biological process: blood coagulation.